AUGAUUAAUUUCACAGGAAAUACAAAGAAAAGGGUAGUGAAUUUAGGAAAUAAGAAAUCGAAUGAUGCCACCAAUUAUUUGGAGAAGACCCGAUUGCAAAGGCAACAGCGAGAAGAACAGAGACAAAGAGAAAGGUCAAGUUUAGUAAUACAAUCUUAUAUUAGAAGAUACAUCGAUUUAUCAAAGCAAUACGAGAUAUGGAGACAAGAGUGGACUGAUGAGAUGAGACAUUGGAAGAGUGAAGAGGAUUGGUGUAAGUGGAUUAGCAAAUUUCUGUUCUUGUGUAGAUGGGGUAGAUCAAGACAUAAUUUGGAUAUCACUUGCCGCCAACUAGCGUUGUUUUAUGAAGGGCUUAACAGAAAUUGUUUGAUUUCUAAGUAUGAAAUCAACUCGUGCUUAUAUGACCUGUUGAUAAAGAAUUUAAUAAAUUUGAUAAGCGCUCUCAAUAGGUCGAAGAAAUCUACUGGUUGUAUAAGCAUUAUAUGUGAUUGCAUGUCAAUGCUAAUAUCUAAGUAUAGCACGACUACCCAUAGGUAUACAAAUUUGAUACUUUAUUUAUCUGAUAGUUUACUAAAACUAGAUGUACCUGAUGAAACUGCAAACAAAAUGAUACAGUUGAUGUUUGACAUAAAUAUUAAUGACUCUUAUAAGCAUUUUAUUGAAUUCUUAUCCAUCCCAAAUAUCUUUCAUUCAAUUAAUGCUAAAGGAAAUCAGUACUUAUUAGAUGUAUUGAGAAAACAAAUACCGAUAGACAAUUCGACAAAUAUUUUAAGUCCACUAGCGAACUUGCAGAAAAUCAACUUACUUGUCAACAUAUUGAAAAUACAUGGAGAUUGUAAGUUUAUUGCAUCAGAUUACAUAGUAAUUGGCAUGGUGCUAUCUACGAUUUCCUUUUCAAUUAAGGAUAGAACAAACCUUGACGAAGAUGGGAUAGACGAAGACGAAUUGGAAAGGACUGAUAUUUUUGUUGAUUCCAAUACCCAUAGAUCUACAGAAGCAAUAAUACCAGUAAGCAAAGAAGUAAUAGAACGGUUACAAGUGCUAUACUCAGCAAGCUUUAUAAAACAGGCUAUAGAAUACUUCACAAAUGCGAACGACUCACUUUCACAGCUAGCGCUCCACAUUUUUGCCACUUUAACAUAUUUAAUUCCAGUUUCGAAAAGUAAACUUUGUAUAUUAAUUACAAUUACUCCAGGUUCAUAUAAAUGGUUCUACCAUCAGUUGAGAAAGGAUCCUAUCUACAAAUAUAUUGAACAAAAAAGCGUACAGAAUUAUGAUUAUUUGCGUUCUGAUGACCUAAUUCAACUUUAUUCCAAGAUUCCAGUAAACUUAGUAUCAAAUUUUUGGAAGACUUUGUAUACAUUUGAAGAAUUAUAUUCUUAUUGGCUUAUAGUUUCAAAUGAUUUGGAAAGUUUCUCUGAAGAUAAGCUAAGCUUACAAGAAGUCUCGAAAUUCAUAGAAUUCUUAAAGACUAUUUGCUUGACCUUGAUUUUUAAUGGUAAUAACAGUAAUUUAUUUAACGAGUUUGCAAAGCUUAAGGAGAUUUCAAUCUCUUUGCUUAAUCAAUUGUACAGCAAAAAUUCUAGACUUAAGUUUUUACCAGAUACAUUUUGGAAGCCAAAUGAAUUAAACUUUAAUAUUGAUAAUAUGUUACAACUAAUUAUUGAUGAAGAAGAAAGAAGACAAGAAAUGGAGGUUGAUUUACUGGACAACGAUUCAGAUUUGGAACUUAAUGGUGAUGAUUUGACACAUGUAGGCUCAUCUAAAAAGCCAAAAUUUGCAAAGGCAAACAGUGAUACUUUAUCAAAGCUAGAAGUGCUAAAGAAACUACCGUAUUUUAUAUCUUUUAAGGAUAGAGUUAAAGUGUUACAAACUCUAAUUCAAAUAGAUAGAGAAAAAUUAAUGGGCCCCGAUACCUUUUCAUUUUUCCAAGCACCAAAGAGACUAAAAGCAGAUAUUCGAAGAGAAUCUUUAUUUGAAGAUGCAUUUAAUAGCUUCCAUAAAUGUGGAUCAGAUUUUAAACAUACGUUGAGUGUGACUUUAUUCAAUGAACAAGGUGGCCAAGAGGCAGGAAUAGACGGGGGAGGAAUUACGAAAGAGUUCCUAACAAGUGUUGCAAUGGAAGGGUUUCAUCCACAAGGUAAAUUUGAAUUAUUUAAAGAAACAGCAGAGAAUCAGUUAUACCCAAGUGAUGAAAUAUACAAAAUGCUAAGCAAAAAGCUUAAUAUUCAAGAGCAACAACAAAAAUUAAUGUAUUUGCGAUUUUUGGGUAAUAUAAUUGGGAAGUGUUUCUACGAAAAUGUAUUAAUUGAUUUGUCAUUUGCACCAUUUUUUUUAAACAAAUGGUGCAGUUUUAAUAGAGGGCAGAAUUCCAUGAAGAAUUCUAUAAAUGAUUUAAACUAUUUAGACCGAGAAUUGUUCAAGAAUUUAAUGAAACUAACUAGUAUGGAUUCAAAAGAGUUGGAGCAGCUUGAUUUAAAUUUUACUAUUGAUGAAAAGAUUAACGAUCUCAACUGCACAUUUGAUUUGUUACCUCCGAAUGGAGCAGAAAUUAAAGUUGAUCAGUCAAAUAUAUUGAAUUAUAUUCAUCAAAUAUCCAAUUUUAGAUUGAAUCAAUCCUUACACGUUCAAACAAAAUUCUUUCUUAAUGGAUUAUUUGAAAUUAUUUCGUCUAGCUGGCUAAGUAUGUUUGAUGCAUACGAGUUACAAAUGUUAAUAUCUGGUGGUGAGAAUGAUGUAAAUAUACAAGACUGGAAAGAGAAUGUUGAAUAUGGAGGAUACUUUGAUGAUGAUAUAACUGUUGUAUAUUUCUGGGAAGUCAUAAGUGAAAUGAAUCCAGAAGAGAGGUUCAAGUUGAUCAAGUUUGUGACGUCUGUUUCAAGAGCUCCUUUAUUAGGGUUUGGAUCUCUAAAUCCUAAAUUUGGGAUUAGAAAUGCUGGUAGAAGUAUUGAUAGACUACCAACUGCUUCAACGUGUGUAAAUUUAUUAAAGCUACCUGAUUACCAAGAUAAAGAAUUAGUACGGUCCAAGCUAUUAUAUGCUAUAAAUACGGAGGCAAGGUUUGAUUUAUCGUGA
Messenger RNA from Debaryomyces fabryi, 3075 nucleotides. Its product is annotated as ubiquitin-ubiquitin ligase. The transcript has a single exon. Lineage: Eukaryota; Fungi; Ascomycota; Pichiomycetes; Serinales; Debaryomycetaceae. Gene Ontology annotation, biological process: protein polyubiquitination; ubiquitin-dependent protein catabolic process. Bases 1 to 3075 code for a protein of 1024 amino acids. The record is from RefSeq and is a predicted model, not a curated record. Gene Ontology annotation, molecular function: ubiquitin protein ligase activity.